Messenger RNA from Paramuricea clavata, 32995 nucleotides. The record is from the annotation of a GenBank genome assembly. Lineage: Eukaryota; Metazoa; Cnidaria; Anthozoa; Malacalcyonacea; Plexauridae.
GCACAUUCAAUAAUUAUGGGAAUCAUUUCAUUAUUGGGUUUACAGCUCCAUAUUACAGUUAUAGAUAUUAUAAUGACUAUAUUGGAGUAUCAAUUCUUGCUCCCUACGACACAAACGUUACGAUCCUUGGUACUCAGUCAGGCAAGCCAUGGAACUACACUGUUCAUAUUAAAGAAGGAGAAAGUUUUGAGUAUAAACUACCGAUUUCACUGCGAAUGAAGAAAUCAAUAUACCUCCAGAAUGGUAUUGAAAUUUCAUCAACGAGAGAUAUUUCAGUUUUGUGUUUAAAUUAUCAACAGGCUGUAGGCGAUGCGGACGGAUACUUGGCUUUACCAACCAACACGCUAGGUGUUGUUUAUGUUGUUGCAUCAUAUCAACCGUACAGUUCGGGCGAUAGAGCGAAUAUCGCCGUAAUAUCUGCACAUAGCAACAACACGGUUAUUGUUCUUCCCAACAAGAAUGCUGUCAUAUACUAUCGUGGUCUCAGGUAUGAUGGCAGUACAUCGCUAUUAUACAUUACCCUGGUCCUGGAAAAACUUGAAGCACUGUACAUUUCGGGUUCAUCCGAUUUAUCUGGAUCAAUAGUUAUCGCAAGUAAACCAGUGUCUGUCAUAUCUGGCAUAGACCGUGUACGCAUUACAGGGUAUUACGCUUUUCUAGAGACGUGUCUAUUACCCGUUUCAUUGUGGGGAUACCAAUACCUCUUAACAACGGUUGGAAUGUUGAAUAGAAAACAGGGGGAUAUUUUUCGAGUCUUUGCGUAUGAAAAUAAUACUGUCGUUGAAAGUGCGUAUUGGACCAAAGUUUUGUCAUCCGGGAUGUAUGCAGAGUUGGUAUUAGAAAAAAAUCUUGCAUCAUUUGUUAACUGUAGUAAACCAUGUCAAGUCGUGCAAUACAUCAGAGGCGAGUCAAUUGGUGGUAAAUACGCUGACCCUUCAAUGAUAGUUUUACCAUCAGUAAGCCAGUUCCUUUCUUUCUAUCGUGUGGUACUUCCUUAUGGUUCGGCAUAUCAUGAUUCCAUUACUAUAGUGAUUGAAAAUAAACAUGUAGAAGGUUUAUAUAUGGAUGGGCUUAAACUGAAUCGCUUGGAAUGGAAAAGUAUAAAUGGAACAAAUUAUGUAUGGACGAUAGUAAGUUCAUCCGACCCAGAUGCUGUUACAGUCUAUCAUAAUUCUUCGGCAGUAAAAUUUGGUCUAGUCGUUUUUGGUUGGAAUGGUGCUUCUUCUUACGCGUACGCUGGGGGAUUUGGUUUUCGUAAUUAUUCAAAUGGUAAGUCAGUUUAUUUGAAGUUAUUGUGUUCAUGAUUUUCUUCACAAACCGUUUCAAACCUUACAAAAAUGCUGCACAGGGGCCCUUUUUCCUCUAGGUCAGCCAAAUUAUAGAGAAUGAAUGUUGCGUUGUGAAGGACAUGCAACUGCCUGGAGAAACGGAACGUCGACCUUUAAAGCGAAUCAAUGCUCUUCGUCGGAAAGUUAGUGGCUCUAACAAUAUAAUAUUAUGAUGAAGCGCCUUCACUCGAAAUGUCGAAGUUCUGUUGAUUUUUUCAGGUCGUUUUAUUUCCUUCACAUGCACCGCAGCUGGCUGAUACCAUCUUUAUUAACACUGGCGCCGUCCAUUCGAAAUAUAGCUACGACGUGUCCUUUGCACACGAUAUUUCCUUCUAGUCUUGUUUGGCAAAAAGCGUUUUAUUUAAGGGACAUAUUGCCCCGUUGACAUUAUUGCGGAAUGGUCAUUGAAACGAACAGAAUCUUUUGUUACGACAGAACAAUUAAGUGCGCAAAAGACUUUUUCGAAAAUUGCUUUUGAACACACUUCAGAAAUCUUCUUUGCGCUAACCUAUGUUUGUCAUAGGCGGAAAUUUUUGAAAUAAGUGAUAUCUUGAUGCAGCGGUCGACACUCGUUUGUUUGGAACGUGGUUUCGCUUACAAUACAUUUUUCGCCUCAAUAUUUGAAAUUUUGUAUAUACGGUUUAAGAUAUCCAGCCGAGUAUUUUACGAGUUUCGAAAUUAUUUUCCCGAGGCGGCGGGGAAAAAUGCGGCAAACGAGUAAAAUGGUCGACAGGAUUAAAUUGCAAAUCUCAAAGAAUAGAUCUCCUUGUUUUUAGAGCAUUUACUGCAUUUCGCGAUGUAAACGGUAAAAAAUUUCACAAGCCACAAAAAGAAAAAAUAGAGAGCUUGCAAAGUUGCAUAUCAAAUUAGGAACAACUUAAAAAUGAGGUCAGCGUUCUUGAACGUGAUUGGAUAAAAUAUCGCAAAGGAAGAAAACCUGUCAUUGAAGUUCAGCGAGCCAACCAAAUUUCUCGUGCCAUAAACAAGAAAGCUGUUUGCCUGUUUUUAUUAGACUAUUAAACAUACCGAAAUAUGAACGUUAUAAAAAGGAGAAUUACCUGAAGAAAAUGUACUUUAACAACAGAUGUGAAGGUGAGAAUAAUUUGCCCGCAACCCGAUCGAGAGACGUCUUUAUUAUAUCACUAUACUGUACUGCAGUUCUCGCUUCCUCGGCAUAUUCGCCAUGUGGACGUGGCUCAGAAUAAAAAUAGCCUACAAGGUAUUUUGAGGAAAACAUUUGAUAGUUAUUUUUGCUUCAAAUUGUUACGGAAAUUCGAUUUAGAAGUUCAAGAUAGCAAACACCCAGUGCCUUACCCAUGAUAAACAGCGUUGUCUUAAACAGUGGAACGAUUUAAAAAAAGUACUUUCAAAAUGAGAAAAGCGUCUAAACCUGAUAAGGGUUGUCGAUGCGCGAGCGACAAUGAUCCAAUCAGAAUCCAGUGCGUGUCUUGUAUCAAAUAAUUUAUCGCUAGUCAUGCUCUUCGCAAGAAGCGAGAACAAGAAAUACAACGCGCGUAUAAAAAACAGGACAGUGGCUUGGUAACAGCGCAGUCAUGCACGAAAAUUGCGUAAUAUUAAGCUGCGACUUUUGCUUCAGGUUUUUAUCUGACCGUUACAGCAAUUAUAUGACGAAUAAUAUGAAAAGACCAGAAAUAGCACACGGUUCGUUGUCUUGUCUUGACGUGUUUCGAGUCAAUGUUCGUCGAAUUUCUGACAAGGCAAUGAACUGUUUAUCAAACUUCUGACAGAUUAAUAUUGGUGACACAGUAAGUAAUGUGUGAAUGACAAAAACGUGUAUACAGAAAUUUGAUAGCGUUUUCGCUCGCGGUAUAACAUGAGCACUGGAAUUAAAAGAUGUGUUAUGCAGUGUUUCUGAGAUCAGGGGCCAGUGGGACAAAAUUCUUAAUUACUUUUAACAUCAAUUAUGUAGUUAGAUAUAUCGUGGUAAACACAAAUGCGUGAUUUAUGAUUGAUCGACUUUCGCGCUUUAUGUAUUUGGCAACAACUGGCUCCAUCCAGUAUAGUUUGUUGCUUGGGAAUCACGUCCGUGAAAUUUAGGUCAAUAAAUUAAAACUGGUUUGUUUGAAAUGUUUCCUUUUAGAUGGAAAUACAACUUUUCUAUCGCAAGUGCCACCAUAUCAGUCCAGGAUCAAGAGUGAGUAUACUGUAUACUUGUUAGUUUUAAAUUUAGGAUUACAUGUAUAACUAGAAAUACAUGCACGCAGCAACCCCUUGCUUAAACUUCCUACACAUUGUUUUAACCUGAAGUAUUAGUAAUUGGACAACAUUGAACGCAGGCUCGCGUUUGAUGUCUAGUGUAAUGCAUGGCAACACGAUCAUUUUUAAAUGUUUAAGUGUGUAAUAUUUUCUCUUAUGCGCAGGCGACGUGACGUGAAAAAUUGAAUACGAAAAUCUUGUCUUCCAUACGGCUAGCGUCAUAAGAUUGCUAAUUAUAUUCCAUUUUUCCCCAGGCACUUUCAAUAAUUAUGGGAAACAUUUCAUUAUCGGGUUUACAACUCCCGGAUAUUACAGUAAUCGAUAUUCUGACUAUAUUGGAGUAUCAAUUCUUGCUCCCUACGACACAAACGUAACGAUCUUUGGUACUCAGUCAAGCAAGCCGUGGAACAAAACUGUUUAUAUUAAAGAAGGAGAAAGUUUUGAGUAUAAACUACCGAUUUCACUGCGAAUGAAGAAAUCAAGAUACCUUCAGAAUGGUAUUGAAAUUUCAUCAACGAGAGAUAUUUCAGUAGUGUGUUUAAAUUAUCAACAGUAUGUAGGAGAUGCGGACGGAUACUUGGCUUUACCAACCAACACGCUAGGUGUAGUUUAUGUUGUUGCAUCAUAUCAACCGUAUGGUUCGGGCGAUAGAGCGAAUAUCGCCUUAAUAUCUGCACAUAACAACAACACGGUUAUUGUUCUUCCCAACAAGAAUGCUGUCAUAUACUAUCGCGGUCUCAGGUAUGAUGGCAGUACAUCGCUAUUAUACAUUACCCUGCUCCUCGAAAAACUUGAAGCACUGUACAUUUCGGGUUCAUCCGAUUUAUCUGGAUCAAUAGUUAUCGCAAGUAAACCAGUGUCUGUCAUAUCUGGCAUAGACCGUGUACGAAUUACAGGGUAUUAUGACGCUUUUCUGGAGACAUGUCUAUUACCGGUAUCAUUGUGGGGCUACCAGUACCUCUUAACAACGGUUGGAAUGUUGAAUAGAAACCAGGGGGAUAUUUUUCGAAUCUUUGCGUAUGAAAAUAAUACUGUCGUUGAAAGUGCGUAUUGGACCAAAGUUUUGUCAUCCGGGAUAUAUGCAGAGUUGAUAUUAGAAAAAAAUCUUGCAUCAUUUGUUAACUGUAGUAAACCAUGUCAAGUCGUGCAAUACAUCAGAGGCGAGUCAAUUGGCGGUAAAUACGCUGACCCUUCAAUGAUAGUUUUACCGUCAGUAAGCCAGUUUCUUUCUUUCUACCGUGUGGUACUUCCUUAUGGUUCGGCAUAUCAUGAUUCCAUUACUAUAGUGAUUGAAAAUAAACAUAUAGAAGGUUUAUAUAUGGAUAGGCUUAAACUGAAUCGCUUGGAAUGGAAAAGUAUAAAUGGAACAAAUUAUGUAUGGACGAUAGUAAGUUCAUCCGACCCAGAUGCUGUUACAGUCUAUCAUACUUCUUCGGCAGUAAAAUUUGGUCUAGUCGUUUUUGGUUGGAAUGGUGCUUCUUCUUACGCGUACUCUGGAGGAUUUGGUUUUCAUAAUUAUUCAAAUGGUAAGUCAGUUUAUUUGAGGUUAUUGUGUGCAUGAUUUUCUUCACAAACCGUUUCAAACCUUACAAAAAUGCUGCACAGGGGUCUUUUUUCCUCUAGAUCAGCCAAUUUACAGAGAAUGAAUGUUGCGUUGUGAAGGACAUGCAACCGCCUGGAGAAACGGAACUUCGACCUUUCAAGCGAAUCAAUGCUCUUCGUCGGAAAGUUAGUAGCUCUAACAGUAUAACUUUACGAUGAAGGGCCUUCGCUCGAAAUGUCGAAGUUCUGUUGAUUUUUCAGGUCGUAUUAUUUCCUUCACAUGCACCGCAGCUGGCUGAUACCAUCUUUAUUAACACUGGCGCCGUCCAUUCGAAAUAUAGCUACGACGUGUUCUUUGCACACGAUAUUUCCUUCUAGUCUUGUUUGGCAAAAAACGUUUUAUUUAAGGGACAUGCAUAUUGUUCCGUUGACAUUUUUGCGGAAUGGUCAUUGAAACGAGCACAAUCUUUUGUAAGGACAGAACAAUUAGGCGCGCAAAAGACUUUUUCGAAAAUUGCUUUUGAAUACACUUCAGGAAUCUUCUUUGCGUUAACCUAUGUUUGUCAUAGGCAGUAAUUUUUUAAAUAAUUGAUAUCUUGAUGCAGCGGUCGACACUCGUUUGUUUGGAACGUGGUUUCGCUUACAAUACAUUUUUUGUUUCAAUUUUUGAAAUUUUGUAUAUACGGUUUAAUAUAUCCAGCCGAGUAUUCUACGAGUUUCGAUAUUAUUUUCCCGAGGCGGCGGGGAAAAAUGCGGCAAACGAGUAAAAUGGUCGACAGGAUUAAAUUGCAAACCUCAAAGAAUAGAUCUGCUUGUUUUUGGAGCAUUUAAUGCAUUUCGCGAUGUAAACGGUAAAAAAAUUUAAAUGCCAGUAAAAGGAAGAAUGAACAGCUUGCAAAGUUGCAUAUCAAAUUAGGAACAACUUAACAAUGAGGUCAGCGUUCUUGAACGUGAUUGCAUAAAAUAUCGCAAAGGGAGAAAACCUGUCAUUGAAGUUCAGCGAGCCAACCAAAUUUCUCGUGCCAUAAACAAGAAAGCUGUUUGCCUGUUUUUAUUAGAUUAUUAAACAUACCGAAAUAUGAACGUUAUAAAAAAAGAGAAUUAACUGAAGAAAAUGUACUUUAACAACAGAUGUAAAGGUGAGAAUAAUUUCGCCGCAAACCGAUCGAGAGACGUGUUUAUUAUAUCACUAUACUGUACUGCAGUUCUCUCUUCCUCGGUAUAUGCGCCAAGUAGACGUGGCUAAGAAUAGAAAUAGCCUACAAGGUAUUUUGAGCAAAACGUUUCAAAGUUAUUUUUGCUUCAAAUUGUUACGGAAAUUCGAUUUAGAAGUUCAAGAUAGCAAACACCCAGUGUCUUAUCCAUGAUAAACAACGUUGUCUUAAACAUUGAAACGAUUUAAAAAAAGUACUUUCAAAAUGAGAAAAGCGUCUAAACCUAACAAGGGUUGUUGAUGCGCGAGCGACAAUUAUCCAAUCAGAAUCCAGUGCGUGUCUUGUAUCAAAUAAUUUAUAGCUAGUCAUGCUCUUCGCAAGAAGAGUACGUGAACAGGAAAUGCAACGCGCGUGUAAAAAAGAGGGCAGUGGCUUGGUAAUAGCGCAGUCAUACACGAAAAUUGUGUAAUAUUAAGCUGCGACUUUUGCUUCAGGUUUUUAUCUGACCGUUACAGCAAUUAUAUAACGAAUAAUAUGAAAAGACCAUAAAUAGCACACGGUUUGCUGUGUUGUCUUGACGUGUUGCGAGUCAAUGUUCGUCGAAUUUCUGACAAGUCAAUGAACUUUUUAUCAAACUUCUGACAGAUUAAUAUUGGUGAGACUGUACGUAAUGUGUGAAUGACAAAAACGUGUAUACAGAAAUUUAAUAGCGUUUUCGCUGGCGGUAUAACAUGAGCACUUGGAAUUAAUAGAUGUAUUAUGCAGUGCUUGUUAGAUCAGGGGCCAGUUGUACACAAUUUUUAACGUACUAUUUAAAAAACAAGCAGGAGUGUUUUAUUAGGUUUAAAGCCACGAGCGCACAGCGCGAGUGGCUUUAGACCUAAUAGAGCACGACCUGCGAGUUUUUUAAAUGGCUUCAAAAACUCAUUAAUAAUUUAUGAAGCAAUUAUCCAAUCUUGAGUAAGAAAUUAGUCACGUGCAUACGUCUUUAUACCAGCUAAAGAACACUUUAACAAAAGACCAUUGUUAUGCAAACUAUAUAAAUAUUUUUAUAUAAAGAUUUUUAUAUAAAGAUUUUUAUAUAAAGAUUCGACUUAUUAUGGAAACGUUUUUGAAGCCAUUUAAAAAACUUGCAGGUCGUGUUUUAUUAGGUCUAAAGUCACUCGCGCUGCGCGCUCGUGGAUUUAAACCUAAUAAAACACUCCAACCUCGUUCCCAGGAUCUCUCCUUCUGUCAUCUGGGAGAGACCCUAGCUGCGGCUGGUCACGUGCCUCCCAGAUUCUGGGAGGUAAAUUUAAUUGUAACUGUGAGAGGGGUGGGAAAGGAGCGUGUUUGUAGCGUUUUAAAAUUGCAACUUUGGGUGAUGAAAUUUACUGUAAAUUUGCAACAAGAAAUCGUAUUAGGGCCUGUUCAUAUGAUCCCGCUUACCGGGACGUCUCGCUUACCGAGACGAAUAUUUCCGUGUGUUCAUAUGGAAUAUUUCGUCCCGCUUGCCGAGAUGAAAUUACAUUGUAGUUCUAUAAUUAGCGUAUGCAAAACUUCUACAUUUCAGUCAAACAACACAAAUAUUUAUGAUGAUGAAAUUUACUGUAAAUUUGCAACAAGAAAUCGUAUUAGGGCCUGUUCAUAUGAUCCCGCUUACCGGGACGUCUCGCUUACCGAGACGAAUAUUUCCGUGCGUUCAUAUGGAAUAUUUCGUCCCGCUUGCCGAGAUGAAAUUACAUUGUAGUUCUAUAAUUAGCGAAUGCAAAACUUCUACAUUUCAGUCAAACAACACAAAUAUUUAUGAUGAUGAAAUUUACUGUAAAUUUGCAACAAGAAAUCGUAUUAGGGCCUGUUCAUAUGAUCCCGCUUACCGGGACGUCUCGCUUACCGAGACGAAUAUUUCCGUGCGUUCAUAUGGAAUAUUUCGUCCCGCUUGCCGAGAUGAAAUUACAUUGUAGUUCUAUAAUUAGCGUAUGCAAAACUUCUACAUUUCAGUCAAACAACACAAAUAUUUGGCGAUUUUAGUGUUUUUCUUCGUUUAUUUACAAGAAAAAGUAUUGCUUCAGGUGGUUAUUUAAUACUUGUUUACAAAACAAACAUAAAACCAAGUAAAAAGUGUUAAAUUAAACCGGCAAGACUUGUUUCACUUCAUCCCGGUAAGCGGGCUGGCGUGUUCAUAUGGAAAAAAUUUCAUCCCGCCUACCUAUGAUCUCGGCAAAUUCAAACGAGAUCUCGGCAAGCGGGCCAGCUCGCUUUCUCAUAUGAACACAAUGCAAAAUUUUAUAGGAAAAUAGAUAGGGGGCGAGAUCAUCGGUAAGCGAGACGUCCCGGUAAGCGGGAUCAUAUGAACAGGCCCUUAAAGAGAACUCUUAAAUUAAUAUUUAUAUCGUGACGUUCUACUCUAUAAUCUGGUGUCGAGGUACAAUUCAAGCAAGUUGAAUCAGAUUUCAAUAUUCAACUUAUAGACUUGCCAAAGGAAGCACGCUUGCCGGCGCCGCUUGUGCAGCGUGGCGAUAUUAAACCUACAAGAAAAUAUAGAUCUCUAGACCGAACAGUGUGGUUGUUAUUUAUUUAGUAUUAAUGUCUAUCCUGAUAUUCGGACCAAAAGAAUUUAUUUAUUGAUGAGAUGUGGAAUUGCAACGAAAUAGUGAGAUUUUUUGAUUUCGGAAAUAUCGCCAACUGUAUCCAGAUUGUUGAUCUAUAUAAAGGCCUUAUCAAAAAAGCUUAAAGCCCGUCAAAACACUAUAAAAUUGGCCCUUGGCAUUGCUGAAACCAACGAUCAUGCAUGUGGUAUAUGUCAAAGUAUAGCUGUCUGUUGAAAAUCUACGGUAUUAAAAUCAUACACCAAAGAUAAGUCAAACGACAAAUUACAUGUUACUAUAUUAUAUAGGCCUACUAUGUCUUUCAAUGAGCGCUGUUUAGUAGUGUUCACCACCCGCUUUAUAAAUUUUGUAAACAGCUUUCGUUUUGACAUGAAUAAGCUUUAAUUUUUUGCUGUAUAUGCAUUCUUAAUAAUACAAGUGAAAUUUAAAUUUUUGCUUUGACUUUGUGAAAUAGAAUACCGUUAUUUUUUAAUGGACAGCUUGCAUCGUCUAUAUCAUAUCCAGGAUUGCUUUUGUGUAAACGCAUUAUUCAGUAUAAUUAUGACACUAUCAAAUAAAUAUAAGUAGUAAAUGAUUAAUGAAUUCACAAUGAAAACUUUAAAAAUGUUAGUAGAAGUAGGCUAGAAAACUCCAAAAUUUAUGUCUAUUCGUAUGAUGCCAAUGACGGUCUGUGCGCAUCUGACACUGUAAAUUUGUGAUAUAGAUUAUAGUAUGUUAACACAAUAUAAUGAUUAAUAGAGACCAAAAAAAGGCUAAAGUCUUACUGUAAUUACCGAAUACAAAUUAUGUACUAAAUCCAGAUAAACCAAUGACUGAAAUUUCCUCUAUACUUAUAGACAUUUCUCUGUUCGGCUAUUAUCAAAUGUUUACAUUUGCUAAUAUUGGGUCAGUCCUAGACAAUACUGUUUCUUUUAAAAAUCGUAUAAACAAGACGCGUAGUAACAAGUGACGUGAAUCGGUACAAAGCGUAUCAACGUUUACAAGAAAGGACGAAUGUAUUUUAAAAACAUUACAAUAUUAAAAGGUUUGUUAUAACCGUGCUCGACUGUGAAGAGAGCAACGCAUUGAAUAACAACACGAGAGAGCACGUACUGCGAGUAACGAUUUGCUUUGUUUCUUGACUUGACUGUAAGUAAGAAUGAAAGAAUGUUCUUGUAAAUUCAAAGUAAAGAAAAUAAACAAAAAUUAGCAAGUAUUUUGAACAUAAUAAUUCGCAAAAUUUAUGUUUUUAACGAAUAUUCCACUGGAAGCAUGUUUAUGUAAUUCGAUACUUUCCCCACACCCCGGCGCUAAAUUUUUCCAGGCGCUAAAUUUUUGAUGAGGCACGUGACCAGCCGCAGCCAGGGUCUUUCCCAAAGAAAGAUCCUGGGUACGCGAGGCAGUAAAACACUCCUGCUCGUUUUUUAAAUGGUACUUCAAAAACGUUUGCAUAAUAAGUCAAAUCUUUAUAUAAAAAUCUUUAUAUAAAAACAUUUAUAUAAAAAUCUUUAUAUAAAAAUCUUUAUAUAAAAAUUUUAUAUAGUUUGCAUAACAAUGGUCUUUUGUUAAAGUGUUCUUUAGCUGGUAUAAAGACGUAUGCACGUGACUAAUUUCUUACUCAAGAUUGGAUAAUUGCUUCAUGAAUUAUUAAUGAGUUUUUGAAUACUUUUUAACAACCAUUAUGUAGUUAGAUAUAUUGUGGUAAUCUCAAAUGCGUGAUUUUGAUUAAUCGACUUUCGCGCUGAAUGUAUUUAAUUACCAACAACUGGCCUCAUCCAGUAUAGUUUGUUGUUUGGGAAUCACGUCCGUGAAAUUUAGGUCAAUAAAUUAAACCUGGUUUGUUUGGAAUGUUUCCUUUUAGGUGGAAAUACAUUUCUAUCGCAAGUGCCACCAUACCAGUCCAGGAUCAAGAGUGAGUAUACUGUAUACUUGUUAGUUUUAAAUUUAAGAUUACAUGUAUAACUAGGAAUACGUGCACGCAGCAACCCCUUGCUUAAACUUUCCACACAUUGUUUUAACCUGAAGUAUUAGUAAUUGGACAACAUUGAACGCAGGCUCGCGUUUGAUGUCUAGUGUAAUAGCAACACGAUCAUUUUUAAAUAUUUAAGUUCGUUAUAUUUUCUCUUAUGCGCAGACGACGUGACGUGAACAAUUGAAUACGAAAAUCUUGUCUUCCGUACGGCCAGCUUCAUAAGAUUGCUAAUUAUAUUCCAUUUUUUUCCAGGCACUUUCAAUAAUUAUGGGAAACAUUUCAUUAUUGGGUUUACAGCACCACAUUACACUUAUCGAUAUUAUGACUAUAUUGGAGUAUCCAUUCUUGCUCCCUACGACACAAACGUAACGAUCUUUGGUACUCAGUCAAGCAAGCCGUGGAACAACACUGUUUAUAUUAAAGAAGGAGAAAGUUUUGAGUAUAAACUACCGAUUUCACUGCGAAUGAAGAAAUCGAGAUACCUCCAGAAUGGUAUUGAAAUUUCAUCAACGAGAGAUAUUUCAGUAGUGUGUUUAAAUUAUCAACAGUAUGUAGGAGAUGCGGACGGAUACUUGGCUUUACCAACCAAUAAGCUAGGUGUAGUUUAUGUUGUUGCAUCAUAUCAACCGUAUGAUUCGGGCGAUAGAGCGAAUAUCGCCUUAAUAUCUGCACAUAACAACAACACGGUUAUUGUUCUUCCCAACAAGAAUGCUGUCAUAUACUAUCGCGGUCUCAGGUAUGAUGGCAGUACAUCGCUAUUAUACAUUACCCUGCUCCUCGAAAAACUUGAAGCACUGUACAUUUCGGGUUCAUCCGAUUUAUCUGGAUCAAUAGUUAUCGCAAGUAAACCAGUGUCUGUCAUAUCUGGCAUAGACCGUGUACGUAUUUCAGGAUAUUAUGACGCUUUUCUGGAGACAUGUCUAUUACCGGUAUCAUUGUGGGGAUACCAGUACCUCUUAACAACGGUUGGAAUGUUGAAUAGAAAACAGGGGGAUAUUUUUCGAGUCUUUGCGUAUGAAAAUAAUACUGUCGUUGAAAGUGCGUAUUGGACCAAAGUUUUGUCAUCCGGGAUGUAUGCAGAGUUGAUAUUAGAAAAAAAUCUUGCAUCAUUUGUUAACUGUAGUAAACCAUGUCAAGUCGUGCAAUACAUCAGAGGCAAGUCAAUUGGCGGUAAAUACGCUGACCCUUCAAUGAUAGUUUUACCGUCAGUAAGCCAGUUCCUUUCUUUCUACCGUGUGGUACUUCCUUAUGGUUCGGCAUAUCAUGAUUCCAUUACUAUAGUGAUUGAAAAUAAACAUGUAGAAGGUUUAUAUAUGGAUGGGCUUAAACUGAAUCGCUUGGAAUGGAAAAGUAUAAAUGGAACACAUUAUGUAUGGACGAUAAUAAGUUUAUCCGACCCAGAUGCUGUUACAGUCUAUCAUACUUCUUCGGCAGCAAAAUUUGGUCUAAUUGUUUUUGGUUGGAAUAGUGCUUCUUCUUACUCGUACCCUGCUGGCUUUGGUUUUAAUAAUUAUUCAAAUGGUAAGUCAUUUUAUUUGAAGUUAUUGUGUGCAUGAUUUUCUUUACAAAGUGUUUCAAAUCUUACAUUUAAUAUACUGCGCAGGUGUCUUUUUUCCUCUAUGUCAGCGAAAUGGUCCCUUUUCCUCUAUGUCAUACAAUCAUGAUAGCUGCGCUGUGAAGGAAAUAAAACUACCUGAUUAAUGUAAACAGAUCUUCGACGUUUCAAGCGAAUUCUCUUCGUCAGGAAGUUAGUUGACAAUAUAGCGUUAACCCACCUUUGAACAAUUGGGCCCAAGAGGAUUAUAUGUCUAACCAUUCAAUAGGAUUUUUAUUAAAUGACAAACAUGAAAGAAUAAUUUCUAUGUCUUUUUUGGAAGGAUUUGCAUGUACUUGUCGUUGUGAACGGCAAAUUAUUCUCUUCGUCAGGGAGUUAGCUGACAAUAUAGCGUUAACCCGCCUUUGAACAACCGGCCCCAAGAGGAUUAUACAGUAUGUCUAACCAUUCAAUAGGAUUUUUGAAUCUACUGAUUUUCAAUCAGUAGCUGCAUUGUCAGGAACAGAGGUAGGUAUAUGUCGGGAAAGGCGCAUUUGAUGACAGAUUGAUGACGUAUCGAUGUAAUGCAUUGCGAGCAUAAGACGAAAGUCGGUUAUCUAUAGUUAGUUCCGCUGUUGUCCAUAAAUGGUUUUGUAAAUAACACGAGUACUCAAUAAAAUGGUUUUGUCAAUAACGCGAACGGAGUGCAAUACGAAGAAUGCCGUAUAACUGCGCGAGACGAUGACGACUUUGUAUCAUAUCUUCGGUUCAGUGCACAAAAGUUUUAGUCAUUAUCAAGCGAGAUCGUAUCAAUAACACGAGUACAAUAAAAUGGUUUUUCAAUAUAAACACGAGUACAAUAAUGAUUGAGUCGCUUUCUUUUGUUAUUCAAGACAUAUCUAGCGUAAUUACUCGUCCAUCUCAAAGCCCGAGGAGGGAUUUGAUUUUCAGCAGGGAAGAGCGGGGCUGAUAUAUGAAUUUGAAUUGCUCAAUACACACAUGAGGAGGUAUAUAUCUAGUUAAAUACCUCAUGAAUAGCUUAAAACUGGUAUUUAUCUAGAUAAAUACCUCGCUAAACUAUUCAUGAGGUCUUUAGAUAUAUACCUCAUGAAUAGUUUAAUGGUAUAUUAUACCGAACCUUUCAAAAAUAAGUAGAAAACAAAUACCAUUCAAUUAACUUUUAAUUUCAAAACACAACUUUUGAUAACUUUACAUUUAAAAAAGUCGAAUUUCCCGCUCAAGCGUGGUAUUCGAAGUCGAAUACCAUGGCCCCGGGUAAAACACCCAGGGUUCAAAUUGCCUAGGUCAUAGUAUUCGCUGAAAAAUACCAUGGUCAUGUGGUACAAAUUUAGUUCUCUGAUUGGACAAGCUCAUUGUGAGGUAUAAUAUAACUAGAUAUAUACCUCAUGAAUAGUUUAAUGAGGUAUUUUUCUAGAUAAAUACCUCAUUGAAACUAUACUCAUGACAUAGAAUAAGAAAUGAAUAGAAGGGCAACUCACGUGUACAACGCGUAACCAAUUUUCAGUGCGCACGCGCGGGAUUCUCAAGCUCGCAGUCAGUAAAGCCAGUCAGUGCAAUAGGGAUUUGUAUUACGAAAUGUACAUUUUGAUCACAAAAUCGACUAUUUUUCGGAAACAAAGGAUUGGAAUAUCAAACUACUACAACUGCCUGCAGAGGCAAUGUAAGCCUUAAUUAUUAUUGUGGUUAGCAUAGAAAGAAACGAAUAUUUAGGGAGAAAUUUGAUAUUGUUGUGUGAGCUACAGUCCGAAUCUGAAUGAAAUGCCGACAGUCGAUCGCGUAUACUGUGUUAUUAUUUCGAUUUUCGAGGUUUAUGUCAAAUCUUAUCAGUACAGGUUUUGGAUUGCAUCAAAUUUUAUUUAAAAAAGUAUAAAUUUCAAAGUCACGAGCAAUUAAUCAAAUUUAUUUCGUGCGGGAAGUUGUCUGUCUGUGUCUGACAUGUUGAACUACAAAUACAAACAAUAUCAGAAAAUGAUGUUAUUUAUUUAUGUAAUUAAAAUAUCAUGAUUAUGAAUUAAUAAAGGAAUACCGAAUGGUUUUCCGUGCAGGAUUGCGUGAUCCGUGCACGAAGGAUGUUGCGAGACUUUCGGAAAGCGUAAAAAUACACGAGCCGUAGGCGAGUGUAUUUUUACGCUUUCCGAAAGUCGAGCAACAUCCCAAGUGCAUGGAUCAUGCUAUCCUGCACGGGAAAACCAUUUGGUAAUUGUUUUAUAAAAUUACUACAGUGAAACGACGCUUAACUUGAUUAAAAUUACUGAUGAAAUGUGCAGUUCUCGCAACAUUCGUGAAUUAACCAAUCAGAGAAUCGCUACUCCACGCUAUUGAAAACAACAACAUGUGUGAACAGAAUUUGAUCGCAAAUUCGCGAAAGUAUACAGCGAAAAUACAGGGACUUUUUCGAUAAAAUAUACGAAAUUUGAAAUGGAAAACCCGCUAAACAGACAGUCAAAGUAGUAGUGAAGAUUCUCCAGCUGAAUAUGUGAAGAUUGCGAAGCGUUUGAUCUACUUUGAAGCGAGAGAUGUUGUACUUUCAUGCCAUGGUCUGAUGAAUUUCAACGCUUACGCGUUGCUACUUGCUGAAUAGCAAUGUAUCGAUCAGAAAUUUAUUCGUACAACUAAACCAACGUCUCAAUAAUUGGAAACUUACUUCAAAGUCGAAAGAUAUCGUACAAUGAAACUUUACAAUGCGAGUAUAUUUGUAAAAUUAUAUGCAAUAAUUUCUGUUCAGAAUUUCCCGUGCAGGAUUGUCUGAUCCUGCACGGCUGUUGACCAAUCAAAUUGCGUGUUUCACUGUAGUUAUUAUAUAACAUUCAUUCCUAUUACUACAAUAUUACUUCGAAGACAUAGAAUUUUUCCAAUAAAUAAACCAAACUAUCAUAUGUUAAUAUAUUGUACUUUAUACUUUGUAAGUAAACAACAUGUAUUAAUACGUUUAAAUUUCGCAUUUAGCAAUUCUUUAACAGCUCAUAACCAACAGAAAUGUAUCACUAACCUUCAAAUUACAACCAGCGGCCGUGGUUUGUAAUUUGAAUCGUUCGUUUGCGAAAAAUAGUCGAUUUAUUCAGCCAAAUGGCCAUUCAGCAAUACAAAUCUCUAAUAAUUGACUGGCUUUACUGGCUGCGAGUAAUUAGAGCGGGCAAUUUCCGGUGUGCGCGAGGCGACAUGCGCGGCUUCAAAAACUUCGAAGGUUCCGACGCGAGUUGCCCUUCUAUUCAUUUCUUAUUCUAAGCUCAUGAUGUACUUAUCUGGGUAAGUACCUAAUGAAAGGUUAGUCUCUUUCCCAACUCGAUAAAACCGUCUCCAGUCGGGAAAGAGACAACAGCCGUGUAGCUCAGAGCCCAUCAAAACUCUACCAUUAGGUAAGACUAGAGAGGUUAACAUACCCCGGUUCCGGUUUACGGGUACGAGUAUCGCCAUUUUGUUUAUCAAUUUUUGCUGAUGUCAGCAAUUUUACCCGUAAUUUCUACCCGUUUCCCCGCGGUAAACCAUGGUCUACACGUAAACGACAAACGGGUACGGGUGUUUUCUGUUUACUAUUUUUGGGCCAUUUAAACAGUACAAAUUUUCAAUAUCUUACCCAAAUAAAUAAUGCACAUAUACUGGUCAAAGUUUUCAACAAUUUAUGGCGAACCUCAACAGCGAAAGUUGCCAUUCUCUAAUCGGUUUUCUGACGCCGAAGUAUCUUGGAUUGCUUAAGUUACAAGUUAUUCUCCGAUUUACGGGUACGGAUACGUGUAUCGUACCCGUAAACCGGAAUCGGGGUAUCUUAACCUCUCUAGUAUCUAUCAUUCGGCGCACGAGGACUAGCUGGAUCAACCAUCGAACUUGCUUGUGCAGGGAAUUUAUACAGUAACAUCUGCUCUUUCGAUUGUGGGACGUGAAAUGAUAUACUGCGCAUGGUUAACCGCAGGGGUUUUUUUCAGGGAUUUUUUUGUGCCGUUAAACGUCCCCAAAAACUCAAUCUUGAAUUGAGUUUUGAAACUCAAUCUUCUCACCAAAGUUUCAGUGCAGUAAAAAUGAAGUUGUUUGAGUUAAAUUUGUGACGUGUGGAAAUUAGUUUUCAGUUGGAAACCCGACAAUUAAGAAAAAAUGGCUGGAAUUCAUCUCACAACACAAGAAAAACUAUGAAUUCGCCAUCUUUAGCCAGUUUAUAGUGUCCCUUAGUGCCCCUGCUUUAACACUUUCCGUCUCAACUACAUUUAUUGAGUACAAGUGUUGAGCCCCCCGGUAGGAGGGGGGGGGGGGGUGCAGCCGCCCCAGCUAUUCAGCUAAACUCAAUCUUCUCUGCAAAAACGGACCCAAGAGAAAAUCCUGAAAAAAACCCUGGUUAACCACAUUUUAAAGCGUAUAUAGUGCGCAUACUCAGCUUUGUGUUAUGUCCCACAAGCGUAAGAGCUGUUUUGUGAAUAAACUCCAGAUCAUGAAAUAAGUUAGUUAAACACCUCGGGCGUCGGUAUUUAGUCAUAUACAUCCCUCGGGCCUACGGCCCUCGGUUAGACUUUCCAAAGUCCUUUCCAGGCCCUUUUAUGGCGCUCUUCACUUCCUCUGUGGAAAGGACUUUUGUCACUUGCAGCGCGCCAAAUAUCACCGGUGGAAAAAUCCACCGGUGACGUCAUUAUUUACAUUGAAGGCCGAAGCGGUUACAUUAUCGGCCAUUAUCGAAGGAGUCUAAAAAUAACACUAUAUUCUCAGGCUUUUUGUUGAACAAAUGUGUAUUAUUGAAGCAAACAGAGUAAACAAUGUAAUUACAAUUUUGUAGAACACAAAAACCAUGUGAAAAUAUAAACAAACAUUAAUACAUUGAGUAUAAUGUACAGGGUGUAGAAAUAAACUUUAAUACUGCCAUCGAAGAUGCAUCUGAUGAUUCUAAGGGACCGGUCAUUAUUUAUGGCGGGGGGUGGCACCGAAGAGAAAAUGGUUGGGUAAACUAAAUUUUGAGUAAGUAAAAGGUUGGGUAAAUGAAAAACAAAACAACUCAAGGGUUGGGUAAUAAAAAGUUAUAGUCAUAUGUUAAUACAAUAUGUGAAUCAAUCAGUCACUGUCUUGAUCAUUUUCCAAUUUGUUAGAAGACAAAUGAUAUCUUCAAAGAAAGCACAUGUGCAGACAACAUGAUACAUUAGACUGCAGCAAAUUUCACAAGCAGUUAUCAAACUUCUCAGUGUCACAGAAAUCGGGUAAAGGACAUAUGUGACAACUGAAUGGUAAUCUUUUGUAAAGUUUAAUUUUGGCCAGCGGUGGGUAUUUAUUUUUUACUUGAUAUUUGAGGUUGGGUAAUCAAAUUUUUGACUUUUUAAUGGUUGGGUCAGCAAAAUUUUUGCUACGAAAAACAUUUCUCUUCGGUGCCACCCCCCACCAUAAAUAAUGACCGAUCCCUAAAAUUUCCUCACUAGUUUCGGGUUUAGUUUGGGUUUCUUGAUCUCGAUUACUGAUUAUUACAAAUUCGUCUGCUGAGAAAACAAUGCGUAUUUUUACUGGAUUUUGAACUCUUGCGACGUCUUCUAGUUGAUCACAAUCGCCGCCUCAGUGCUUCUUGGUUACAGUUGUAUGAUUCUUUUCAAUUAGAUUAACUUCUACUACGUUAAAUCGCUGGCGAACUGAAUCAACUUUCUAUAAUACGUCUAAUAAAUUAUUAUUCUUGUCGACACGAUUACGGUACACAUUGUUAGACAAACAACUGUCCAGAUUCAAUACGUUUUUACAUGCACUUGUUUCUGUUCAUACAUUAAUAAUAAUAAUAAUGAUCUUUAUUCAUGAAUAAUUAAAUUACACGUUAGCCAAAGCCAGAGGCUUAUAUGGCUAUAUAAAUGGACAGCCAAAUUUUCUAAUUACAUAAUUAUUAAACAAGCUUUCGGUGCUUACUUGGGUCACUUAUUUCGUUUCCACACUUGGUGCAAAAUGUUUCAUUCGACGACAAAGAAAUAUCAAUUCUUGAAAAUGUUUUUGUAGACCAAUUGUCGGCGCGGUGAAGUAAUUGUAUAAAAUGUACACACGCUUGUAUGUCAAAAUUAUUCGCGCCAAAAUUUUAAAUGCGAUUUAAAUUCCUGCAAGCGACACAAGUCGACCACUCGCGACUUCGUCGCUCGGGUCGCGCGCUCCCUCUCCCGCGCCCUCCCUCCCCCAUGGUCGACUUGUGGCAAGUCUAGCCCUCGGGAUGUAUAUGACUAAAUACCUCCGCCCUCGGUGUUUAACUCUAACAUACAACUGCGUGAGCGGAUGACGACUUUGUAAAAGUUCAUAUCUUCGACGGGUACUCAAUAAAAUGGUUUUGUGAAUAACACGAGCGGAGUACAAUACGAAGAAUGCCGUAUAUAAACUGCUCGAGAGGAUGACGACUUUGUAUGUUCAUAUCUUCGGUUCAGUGCACAAUAGUUUUAGUCAUUAUCAACAUUGUAGCGAUUGUAGGCUUUGAAAGUCAAGUGAACUGUCUGAGAGUCUGAACUCUUUCUCGACGACUUUGUACUAUGUUCAUAUCUUCGGUUCAGUGCUAGGUUAGUUCAGUGCAUGCUUCAUUCGAAUCAGUGAAACAAUAUCAACUAAUUCCUCACAAUUGUUUAAGUACUAUUUAAAGCACGCGUAGUAGUGUUUUUUUUUUUGUAAUGAAAACAAUGACUCAUCUUAUAUGAGUUCAUUGGCGAAAUAAUUUUUAAAAUAAACUUUGUCUAAACCGAGAAAAUCAAAGCUAAAGUUUAUGUAAAUGAACAUGAUUUUUUAUCACAUAUAAAGAUAUGACACGCUUAUGAUUUUUCUUUGUGUUUUCCUCCUGAAUUAUUAAUGAGUUUUGUAAGUCAUUAUCAACAUUGUAGCGAUUUAUGGCCUUUGAAAGUCAAGCGAGAUCGUAUAUUAUCAAAUUACGCAAUGUCUGAACAAAGAUAUAACUUCGGCCCCGUAUCUUCAUUGCAAUAUUCUUGUUCGAAUCAUUAUCAAUAACUACUGUGUGGAGUGUUUAUAUUUUCGAGAUUGUAUUUUCAAAUUUCUAUCUUUUAGUUUUAUCACGGUAUAUAAAAAUUUCCGAUUUGAGCUGACUGUUAGCUAACAACAACAAUAAACUUGCAAUCCCAACCGGAAAUACAAUUUUAAAACGUCAACAAUGCGACGUUUGCACGUUGUGCUUGUGUUAUGACUUAGAUUGCAGAUCUAUGCUUUUAUCUGCUCAAUGCCUUUUAUUUCCCAGUGCUACUAUUCUAUUCAGUAGAUGCAUAUCCGCCACAGCGGACCUAUGUUCAUUAAAUGACAAACAUGAAAGAAUAAUUUCCAUGUCUUUUUUGGAUGGAUUUGCAUGUAUUUGGCGUUGUAAACGGCAAAUUAUUUUAAACGAAACGAGAACAACAACAAAACAAGUUACGACUUGUAUACUAAAUUAGGAACAACCAUCAUCCUUUAAUCUGACUGGAUAAAAUAUUACAAAUACAAAAACCUGUCAAUCAAGUUUUUUUGUUUUCUUUGAACUGCUUAAAAAAGACAAAAACAACUGCAUGUCCAACAAGAAAGCUUCAGCUUUGUACGAGCAUAAUAUUUUACGUUUAAACGUUCCAUUUACUUCAAAAACAUAUAAUUAUUUUUGUUUAUGGAAACACCACGUAAGUUUAUUACUGCAUAGCUUUCGAUCCGCACGCCCGGAUCUUCAUCAGUGCAAAAUAAUAUGUGCACUGAUGAGGAUCUGGGCUUGUGGAUCGAAAGCUUUGCAAUAAUAAAUUUACGUGGCGUUUCCACAAACAAAAAGUAUUAGCCUAUAUGUUUAUCGCCGUGUAAACCUGCAAAGAACUUAUUACUUCAAAAAUGUUCAAGUAAGUUGUCAUGAUUUGUUUUCGUUGAAAAACUAUUUUUUGAAAUACAUUUAAAAGCUCGAGCUUUUUUUAUAGCAUUUUUGUUACAUUUUGCUCAACAAAUUUAAGAAUAAAUAUGAUCGUGUUCUCAUGACCUUAUUUGGUAAAAUCACGUCAUUGUCAUAUAAUAAAUAUAUUUUAUUGAAUGGUUUAAUAUAUUCGGCCGAGUAAUUUUACGAACAUAUUUCUCCGAGCCAGCGAUAAAAAAUGCGAUGAACGAUAAAAUGGUCGGCAGGAAUAUAAUUAUUACAAACUUAAAAAAAUAGAGUCCUUGUUAUUGGACGAAUUACUGCACUUAGCGGUGUAAACAGUAAAGAAUUUCUUAUGCGAUAGAAACAAAAAUGGACAGGUUGCGAUGUUGGGUAAGAAAUUAGGAACAAUUUAGCAAUGACGUCAUCGUUCUUCAAUUUGAUUGGAUAAAAUAUCGCAAACAAAGAAAAGCUGUCAAUCGAGUUUAAUGAACCAACUAAAUUUUCUUUUGCUACAAACUUUUAAGUUUGCCUAUUUUGAGUAGAUUAUAAAGUGCCGAUUAAACGUUAUUAUAAUAUAAAAGAGAAUUAAAUGAAGAAAAUGUACCUCAAAACGACAGAUUUUUAUUCUAAAGAGUGAAGAUUAGCAUCAUUUUCCGCAACCUGAUUUAGAGACGUCUCUAUUAUAAUAUUACUACUGCAGUUCUCGUUUGUUCGAAAUACAAGGUAUAUUCGCGAAACGUUUUAAAGUUAUAUUUGCUUCAAAUUGUUACGGGAAUUGGAUUUAGAAGUUCGAAUAGCAAACACCCAGUGUCUUGUCCGUGAUAAACAAUGUUGUCUUUAAAGGACAAUGGCAACAAAAUUUGUGAUUGUCUAUAUUAAAAGUUGUUGCUUCAUCUAACUAUUGAUAUGAAAUUAAUACCGUGUCAAACAGUUUUGUUCAGGAGUUAUAUGUAUGUUAUUUCACUGUUAAUAAAUUUAUAUAUCGUCCGCCAUCUUGGCUCAUAAUCCGGAAAAAUUAUCUUUUGGGUAACAUGAUCUGUAUGACGUAAAUGGCAGGGUAGCGUGUAUCGAGAUUUAAUACGUUUUCUAAAAAAAUGAAUGCUUUUGAGUCAUUGUAAUGGAAAAUAUUCGAAUUCAUGAGAACCAAGCUAAGUAGGCUGGCGAAGUGUUAUCAUACCAACAUGAACCAGAAGUAUAGGAGAAAAAACAAGCAAUAUUUUAAUUUUGAGAUAGGUAUUAAAUAGGACCGGCCUCUACAUGAUGUAUCUUGGACCUCAACCUCGUCCCCAGGGCCUUUUGAGGAAGGAAGCGAAGGGCAGCAAAGGCCCUGGUAAAGGCUGGUCACGUGAUACUUCAAAUUUUGAAUAUUUCAGAAUAUUUAACUUUUCAAACCGGGGGUGCGGGCCGCUUUGAUUUUAACGCUUGAAUUACAUCUCAGAAACUGUGUUGGAAAUUUAAAUGCUGAUCCAUUACAUAUAGAUUACCGUUUUACAUCGUUGUAUAAAACAUUUUGAUCGCAUGUAAUUAUUUCUCAGCCCAGAGACAUAGCCCAAAGACUUGACAUGGACGUCCUUGUAAUUUUAUAGAGAUAGAUCCAGAACUAAGGAUAUUAGGAGGAAUUAUCUGCAUGUACCUUCUCAAAGUUGUAGACAAGAUAUAUUGUUUACGUCCAACACGCAUAAGAUUGCGUAACUCAAAAAGAUUCGAGCAAAACCGGUCAUUUGUUAAGAGGAAGAAUGGUUAAUAGAAAUUGGUCCUUUUGAGUGACAUAAUCGUGUAUUUUCAUCGCGCGAUCCCUGUCGUUUAACAAUGAAAAACUUUGCUGUGAAAUUAGUAAAACGGAGUUUAAAGUGGGAACUUUUCGGAUUUGAACUCAGCGUGUUCGAAAGUGUUAGUUCCUGUAAAAAUAUUUCAGAUCUAAGAUAAGCUUAAUGAAAAUCGUUUUCUAGGCACUUUUUGAGGUCACAACACACGGACUAUUUCAAAGAUUUCAAAGUUGACAGCCAGUGAAUUCUGACAAAAGAUUCUAAAAUGCUUCGUCUGAGGCUGGGGUGCCUUACGAUAUUAUUAUCCACUGCAACAUUGUUCCAAUUCGUUGAAUGAUUUUUGUAUUUAAUAAUGAUACUAACACUACUUUGAAACAUUAAAUACUCAGUAGAAUUUUUUAUUUCAAUGCAAAUUAUUUUUAUAUUUCUGCAACAGAGCAUGUAUGCACGUACAUACAUACAUAAAUGUAUACAGCUAUUUCAAUUAAGGUUGUCCUCCGAGCAAAGCGGAAAAGUCGAAUACGAGCGGGAAAGGCUGCUGGGAAUCGCUAAUAAAUUCAUUCAUUUAUUAGUGAUUCCCACCAGCCUUUCGCGCUCGUAUUCGACUUUUCCGCUUUGCUCGGGGGACAACCUUAAUUGAAAUAGCUGUAUGCUAUACAUACAUACAUACAUUUGGAAUAUAUGUAUGACAUGUACAGCAAAACUACUCAAUAACCGGAGUCAAUGUCUAAGCGUGUAAUAUAUUCAGUAUUGUUUAUAAUAUAUUCAGUAGAUUUGUAUGUUUGUAAUUACAGUAUAAAUACUAGUCUCAUUAAAUGUUUAUAGUCGUUUGUGCUUAUACUGUUAAUACACGCGUUGUCUGUGAUUAUUAUCACAUUGUGUCAGGGGUAGAAAAUGGAGAGAUUUGUAAGGCCGCCGCCUGAGAUGAAUUUCUCAGACAUAGAACAGAACAGAUAGAUCUUGCUGAUGCUUUUCAAUAGAUAAUCGGACAGGACGGCCGCGAUAUCUACAAUACGAUGGCGUUUACAGAGCGUGAAGUCAACAAAAUUGAUAUCUUGCAUGUUCGCUAAAUUUGAAGAGUAUUGUAAGCCGAGAAAAAACAUUAUCAUGAAAAGAUAUAAAUUCAAUCCUCGAGUCCAACGAAAAGACGAGACAGCCGAUCAAUAUGUUACAGAAUUGAAGCUCAUUGCGAAGAAUUGUAAUUUUGGCAGCUUAGAAGACGAGUUAAUUCGAGAUCGCUUUGUGUAUGGUACCAACUCGGAGCGAAUAAAAGAGCGACUAUUACGCGGAGAAGAAGAAUUGACUUUGGUCAAAGCUUUAAUUAAAGAUUUGUCGGGCAGAUGAACAGUCUAUACAGUAACAAACAAUUAAAAGCGAUGAAUGGAGAAAACGAAGUCCAUACAAUUAGCCGAAAUCAUAUUGGGGGCGGGAAACUCGUCUUAAGGCGGAUUUCCAGUCCUCGCACGAAGCUCCUCGUAGCUCGCUGCGAGUGCAUGCAUGAGCAUUUUCAUCCAAUCACAAUGCUAAACAGUUAAUUUUAAUUAGAUGUAAGCACUCGCAGCGAGCUGCGAGGAGCUUCGUGCGAGGACUGGAAAUCCGCCUUUAGACGGGAAACUCGUCUGUCAAAACCCGUCUGAAUAUGAAUUUAGGGACGGAUAAAUUCGAAUUUAAGACGAGUUUCCCGUUCAGAGGGGAUUCCGGUCUAACUUUCCCAUCCGUUUGGACGAGUAAGUUAGACGGGAAAGUUCAGACGGGAAACUCGUCUGCCCCCGGAUUCAUAUUGGACUAGUUUCCCGUCUAAGACGAGUUUCUUGUCUAGCUCUAAUAUGAAUUCAGCUAACUAGAAAACACAUGCAUGCAGCAACUCCUCGCCUUUCUUAACAGAUGAAGUAUAAAAACUCCACAUAAAGCAGCCUAGACCUAGGCCUUCUAGUCUUAUUUAUAUUUUUUAGUAUUCAGCGGUUUUUCACAUGAAAAGACUGGGACUAGGUGAUUUGGGGGCGGGGCGAAGGAAGCAAGCCUAGAAGGCCUAGUUGAUUUCCCAACAACAAGGCCAAAACUGCCCUGAAACUGCCCUGGUUGCGAAAUGCCCAAUUAUUGCGUUCUCAAACAGAAUUAUUUGCAACUUAACGGCGAAUUUAAACCGAUACAGGUAAAAUAAACUCAUUUAUAGUAUAAACUUACUAUUUUUAUUUGUAUACACGUCUAGAAAAUCGGGUUUUUAUCAUAAAGUUCGAAGCAACACUAUUAUUUAAUAUGUUGACAAGGUGUAGCGAAAGAACAAAAUGAGUCAAAAUAUAUACCAAAAGUAGAAUCUUUCAUGAAAUUUUGUCUUAUACACAAGUACAUUAAUAUAUAUUUUCUCAAUUUUGGCAAGAAGCAGUCUUGUGUUUGUAAAAUAUACAAAAUAAAACGGAUACAUAUAUUAUUAGCCCGUACAGUACUGUAUAUAAAAACGUACAUUGUUUAUACAAAUGGUAUAUCUGUAAUAUUUGAACACUAAUUUCAAAUUCCUCAUUCCCAAUUCGCAAAUAUAGUUAUUCAAAGCAAAACAGCUAGUAGAUUGUCUUGCGAAUAAAAGAAUUAUUAUUUUGUGCCGUUUCGCUACACCUUGUCAACAUAUAUAAAUCGAGAUAUAAAUAGUGUUGUUUCAAACUUUAUGAUAAAAAACCCGAUUUUCUAGACGUGUAUACAAAUAAAAAUAGUAAGUUUAUACUAUAAAUGAGUUUAUUUUACCUGUAUCGGUUUAAAUUCGCUGUCAAGUUGCAAAUAAUUCUGUUUGAGAACGCAACAAUUGGGCAUUUCGCAAUCAGGGCAGUUUCAGGGCAGUUUUGGCCUUGUUGUUGGGAAAUCCACUAGGCCUUCUAUAUUUUCGCUUGCGUCAGGCUUGUGUCCUUCCUCCGCCCCGCCCCCAAAUUACCUAGUCCCAGUCUUUUCAUGUGAAAAAGCGCUGAAUAUUAAAAAAAUAUAAAUAAAAAUAGAAGGCCUAGGUCUAGGCUGCACAUAAAGCAUUAAGACCAUUAUAAACAAACAUAAAAACACAACUGAUGCGCUAGCUUUAUAAUGAACGAUAACAUUCACCUCAAUUUCAUGCAUACCAACUUGCAUUAAAGAGAAUUAUCGGGUUAAGAACGGCUUAAAAAUUUCGCAGAUAUGAGUAAAACCGACAACACAAAGCAAGUACGGCAUGGAAUUUUACUACUGAAAUGUUUACACUUAUCCAAACCGGCACAACAACGAUUAAAUUAUCAACGACAUCAACAUCAAAACAUCUAAACAAUUAUUAUACACACUUUGUUUCACGGUUGAACAGCCACUAAUUCAUGAAACUGCAGGCUUAUUUCCAGUUAAAUAAAAUCAGGAUCAAAAACUGUGUUAUACUUUUGUAAACUUUUUAACGAAAUUUAAAACAAAAAUUGCUGUAAAACAAGGCCUACUCUGGGGCGGUAAAUCGCCUUAAAUCGCCCAAAAUCGCAUUAAAUCGCGGGUUAAAAUUUUCAAAUUUCUCUUUUUGCAAUCAAAAGUUGAAUGCAACAUGGAUAUAUCAAAUAAGUUAAUUAGGCUGACAAUAUUUGGCGACUCAAUAGGCACCGGUCAUUGAUAAAGACAGAGCCUUAAAUUUCUGCUUUAUGCAUGCAGACUUUACAAUAAUUAGGCAAUUCUGUGAUCUAAAAUUAGACCCAUAGAUCCCAAUCAUGCACUACCAGCAACAAAAUUCAGUUACUAGUUAAUUUCAUAAUUGCGGUGUGGUGGCUGGGCUACAAUUUAUAUGGACUAUGGAGGCUGGGCUACAAAUUAAUCUAUAAUAUACAUGGCUUCUCAAAGCCUAAUUGCUGUUAGAACAACAGUAGGAGGCUAUAUGAGAGUCAAUGCAUGAGUAUGAUUGUUGAUUUAUAUAAUUAUUAAUAAGUAAAUAAGGUCAUAAUAAGAUGCAAUUUGGGCACUGUUGCAUGUAGAUCGAGCACUGCAUUGUAUGGUUGUAGUACUUCGACAUGUGCACAGUUAUACUCUAGCUUCUAGUUAUAUCAAACGAAAACAUACGUGAGGUUUAUAUGAGCGAGAUUUGCAAGUUUUGCAACUCUCAACUAUUAAAUUUUCCAGACCUGUAUAUAAAAUAAACAGUAAAACAAUGAUUACAUCGUACAUACCAUACAAUUUUUGUUGUUUUUUGUUUUAAAUAACAAAUUUAUAUAUGACCUAAAACCACGAUGUAGUGUGCCAUUUGAUUAAUUUUUUAAAAUAAUUUAGAAUUCCUAUACCAUUUAAGUGCGAUAUACUUGAUGUAAACAUUACGGAAUUACGCCGACAGUUUCCGAAUGCGUGACGAUACUGUUUCUGGACAUAGCACUGGGAUAUCAAAAUUUUAUAAAACAUGUUUGUAUAGCAUGAAGAAAGCACGAGAUUGAAACAGUUUAAAUAAAAUGCAAGCUAAAUAAAGAAGUGUUGACAAGAUACAAAACAAGACAAUUUCACUUACAAGGGUGACAAGGUAAUUGAUAGGAUUAUAGCUUAUUAUUUAUUUACUGUAUAAAUACAUUGUGCGUUUCUACCCCCUGUGGGUUCUACCCCCUGUGGUUUCUACCCCCUGUGCUGUGGUUCUUUUGGAAAUCAAAUAUUAUAUUUUGCAAUUCUAUAUAACUCAACCUAAAUUACUAAUAUUAAUGUUUAAGACAUGUGUAGUUUAGUUAUAGGUUGGCAUAUUGCAAUUAUGUACCGUACAUGCCCCUUAUUAAAGUAGAGUAUAUUUAUUAACUGUUUACAAUAUUUUUGGUAUAUAAUGUAGCCAUGAAUGACCACAUGACCCCACAUGGAUGAAAAGUUCAUGAAUAUUUAGCUUUAUAUAUGAUUCAGGUUAAAUACAAUAAUUAUUAACCUAGCUUAAUAUUACUAAUGUACAUAUACAUGUUCUAAUAAUUGUAUUUUGCUUCAUACAAUGCAUAUGUGUGUGGAAACAUUACAUUAUUCAGCUCACUCGCUCCCCAUUGGGGCUUUUCAGUGACUGAUUACAUCAAGUAUUAUGAUUACUUAUGUUAGCCUAGACUGUUUGUCUUUACAACAAUGAGAAUAGGAUAUUACUUUCCUAACUGUGUGUAUCCUCACCCACGACCCUGCCAAUUUUGCCCUGUGGGAGGAAACCGGAACAAAAUACAAAAUUCAAUUACCUUGAAAACACCUAAAUUGCAAUCCCUAAAAUUUAAGAUUUUUUUCUUAAAUCGCCUUAAAUCGCAGUGCUUGAAAGCUCCGGUUUUUAAUUAAAUCGCCUAAAAUCGCCCAAAAUCGCAUCUCGAGGCGUUUAAGGCGAUUUACCGCCCCAGAGUAGGCCUAAAACAGCAAAAUACGUUCAAAGUACGUCCUUUCAAAAUGAAAAACAAUUACUUAGACAGAGCUUGUACUCGCGCAUGCGCAUAAACCGUCCAUGACAUAAACAAAAUGGAGGACAACUUUGCACUCUGCUAUGUUUUCACAUACUCUGGUAUAAUUAGCCGUGCGGAAUUAAUACCCUCGCACGGCGCUUCGCGCCGCCGGCUCGGGGAUAAAGAAACAAUUUAACCGCAUGGAAAGCCGGUGAAGACCAGAACAAGACAGACGGCAAGCGUAAGAAUGUCGCGAAGCGUGACGACAGGCAACAAGAAUUUAAAUGCAAAAAUUGUGGGAAGUCUCAUGCAUCGAAGCAGUGCCCAGCGUACGGGAAAACAUGUUUCAACUGUGGAAAGAAUAAUCAUUUUUCUAAAGUCUGUCGAGCGAAGAGGAAAGUAGAUCUCGUUGAACAAGAUAAAAGUAAAGAACAUUUGGACCCUUUGUUCAUCAGAGCGGUAAAUCAUUCAUCAAGCAAGAGCAACAACAACGACGAAGAUGAAUUUUUUAAAACACUCGUGAUGCAAGAGAAACAAGUACAAUUCAAGAUCGACACCGGUUCGCAAGCUAACAAACUCCCUGUAACAACGUUUAGAAGUUUAAAAGAUGUCCAGCUCGAGAUGACAGCAGACAAACUCACAAGCUACACGGGAGAACAUUUGCUGGUAUUGGGAUAAUGUUACUUGAAAUGUAAUGACAAAAUUUUGAAGUUUUUUGUUGUUGACACGAAACAAGUACCUAUCUUGGGUUUAUUACCUCGAAAGAUCUGAACUUAAUCAAGUUGGUUAUGAACGUAUCAAAGCGAGAAAAUACGACGGCGAAAUCUGUCAAUGAUAUGGCCAGUCAAUUUCCUAAAGUUUAUCAAGGGCUUGGUUGUUUGAAGAAACCCUAUCAUAUCCAAGUGGACCCAAAGGUUACUCCAGUUGUGAGCACACUGAAGAGUCAACUGGUAGCGGUGAGAAAACGACUUAAACAAUCCUUGGAUGAAAUGGAAGCAGAUGGGGUAAUCGAGAAAGUCGAUCAACCAACUGAGUGGGUGAAUUCUGUUGUAGUGGUAGAGAAACCUAACAGCAACAAGUUACGGAUUUGCCUAGACCCCAGGUCAUUAAAGGAAGCGUUCCAGGAGAGCACUACAAGAUGCCAACCAUUGAAGAAAUAACAACUCGUGUCGUAGGAGCUACGGUGUUUUCGAAGUUAGACGCAAACCACGGCUACUGGUAAGUUGUAUUAGAUGACGCGAGCCAGUUGUUAACAGCGUUUAACACGGAAUAUGGUCGAUAUUGCUAUAAGCGAAUGCCUUUUGGAAUUAAUUCCGCCCAGGAAGUGUUUCAGAAGCGUAUGAGCCAAUCAUUUGGUGAUCUCGAAGGCGUAGAGACCGACGUUGACGAUAUCUUAGUUUGGUGUACCACAACCGAAGAACAUGAUCAGCGUCUGAAGAAAACGCUACAGCGGUGUGAAGAAAUCAACCUUAUACCCUAAACCAGAGCAAAUGCGAAUUUGGUACAACUGAAGUCGUGUACAUUGGUCAUAAACUAACCGCACAAGGGGUGAAACCAGACAUGUCGAAAGUUGAUGCCAUCAACAAAAUGCCUUCACCUACUUGCAAGAAAGAUGAAGAGGGACAGUUGGGAAUGGUCAACUACUUUGCGAAAUUUAUCCCCAACAUGUCUACUAUCAGUGACCCAAUUAGAAUCGUGAUGAAGAAUGACGUGCAAUUCGAGUGGUGCAGCCGCCAAGAAGAAUCGUUUCAGAAAAUAAAAGAAAUCCUCACUGCUGCGCUAGUAAUAAUAGCUUAUUGCGACGUUCGCACAAUAACUUGCCAUGCCUCUUAAUCAGGCCUUGGAGCGGUGUUGUUACAGGAUUCAAAGCCUGUUGCAUAUACGUCAAGAGCCUUGACUGAUGCAGAAACGAGAUACGUCCAAAUCGAGAAGGAACUGCUAGCCGUAGUAUUUGGUUUCGAAAGCUUUAAUCAGUACACCUGUGCACGACCCGUGGAAGUCGUAUCAUAAACCACUGGAAGCGAUAACGUACCAAGAAACCUCCCCCGAUGGCACCACCUUGCCUACAAAGAAUGUUAUUGCGCCUACAAAGAUAUGACUUCAUCGCAAAGUACAAGCCUGGAAAAGAAAUGGUACUUGCAAACACUCUUUCCAGAGCAUACAUUCCAAACUCAGCCAGAUGAAAGCCACAUGGAAGACGAAGUCCAAAAUCAUACUCACUCUGUCAAUACCUGUCUCAACAGAUAAACUGGAGAAGAUUCGAGAAGAAACAUCAAAAGAUCCGACGAUGAUGGUUCUUUUGACGGUGAUUCGUAGAGGAUGGCCGCAGUCCAGACAACAGACUUCGCUAGAAAUCCACGAGUUUUGGAAUUAUCGGGAUGAAAAUGUCAGAGAUCGAGGGUGUCAUUAUGAAAGGAGACAGGAUUGUCAUAUCAUACGGUGUUACGAAGUGAGAUCUUAGCUCGAGUACAUGAUAGCCAUAUGGGAAUUGAGAAAUGUCGACGUCGAGCGAGAGAUAUCAUUUUCUGGCCAAAGAUGAACGAACAGAUCAACGACCUGAUAUCUAAGUGUGACAUUUGUCAAGAACAUCAGUCAUCAAACCCAAAAGAGGCAACGAUUGAAUCCCCAUUACCAAGUAGACCCUGGGAAACAGUGGCCACAGAUCUUUUUCGUUGGGAACAGAAAGAUUAUUUGUUAGUGGUAGACUACUACUACUCUCUUUAUGUGGAAGUUGCAAAGUUAGACGACACCAAAAGUCGAACAGUAAUUGUCAAUCACACCAAGUCGAUUUUCGCUAGACAUGGUAUACCAUCUAUUGUUCGAAGCGAUAACGAUCCGCAAUAUACAGCUCAGGAGUACAGCCAAGUCUCCAAAGAAUGGUUAUUUGAACAUCAGACAUCCAGUCCUUACUAUCCCAAGUGCAACGGUUUGGCAGAGAACUAAUAAUAAUAAUAAUAAUUUAAUACUUAUAGCGCGCAAAUUUACAUUCGAAUAUGAUCAAAUGCGUGUUACAAAGGAUAGAAUUUUAUAUAAAACCUAUAUUACAAGAGUAAAUUACAACGGGUUCCGUAUACUAAAAUAUAUAUGUACAAUGUAUAAAAUCAAUGUUAACAAGUAAAGUUAGGCAUAAGCGAUCCUCCUAAACAAGAAUGUCGGCUUAAAUAACGCCUUAAGUUUAUUAAAAUUCGUCUCAUGUAUAAUUUCUCGAGGAAGGUCGUUAAAUAGUUUCGGCGCUGCCAGACAGCUGUUCAGACAGUUAAAAGAUUAGUGACAAAAGCUAAAGCGGAUGGUAAAGAUCCUUAUUUGAGUCUUCUUGAAUAUCGGAACACACCAAUCGACGAUGUUGGUUCUCCAUCACAAUUGCUGAUGAGUCGCCGACUUCAGUCUAUUCUACCGACAACCACAAGUCAAUUACAACCGCAGAUUGUCAAUCCAAAAGUAGUUGAAGUGAAGCUAAGAAAUAAGCAAGAGCAUGAGAAGAGGUCUUAUGAUAUUGGAUCACCAGCUUUACCACCCUUGAAAGAAGGAAAAAGAAUCCGAGUACAAGUGCGUGAUUGAUGGAAAGAAGCCGCACUGGAUGCGAAAUUGUCUACUCCGAGAUCGUACAACCUUAGAACACCAAAUGGACAGGAGUUUAGAAGAAAUCGAGUUCAUAUCAGAAAACAAAACGAUCCAUUGAGGAAAGAGCUUUUCAUUGAAGAUGGAAUGGUUCCUUCGGAAGCCACGAUGAGCACUGAGACAACCGUGCAUGAUACAACAGUGCAGAGCGAGAUGUUAAAGCACAGAAGUCAAGAGUGUAGAAAAAGAUGUGGUCGAAUGAGCAAACCACCAGAACGGUUGCAAGCAGGAACUUGAGAAGUAAACAUUUAGAAGUAAAAUUUAGAAGGACACAAAGAAAGACUUUAUUCAAUCAUUAAAUUUACUUAUAAAACUUUAAGUAGGCUACCAAACUAUUAUAAAAAACGCAAAAAAGAGAGAAAUUGUAAUAUAUUCAGUAUUGUUUAUAAUAUAUUCAGUAGGUUUGCAUGUUUGUAAUUACAGUAAAAUACUAAUGUCAUUAAAUGUUUAUAGUCGUUUCCACGUGUUUAUACUGUUAAUACACGCGUUGUCUGUGAUAAUAUUACAAAGCACAUUUUAGGCUACAACGCAAAUAUGCGCUUUACUGUCGAAAACACAAUCACAGACCAGUGGUAGUAAGUUGCUACACAUUAUUGAACCAUUAAUACACGUUGCAAUAUAUCUGUAAUUUUUUUGUAAACAUUUUCUUCCAAUUCACAACGUUGUUACAGUAAAACUUAUUGGGAUUUGCGUUUACCCUGCCAUUUACGUCACCAAAUGUAUUCAUGCAUAAAUUAGCAUACGGAGCAUUUUCCCAAGAUGGCGAACGACUGUUAAAAUUUGUUAAACAUUUUCGCAAAUUUUCUGAACAACUAAAUGCAAUGGACAAACAAAAAUAUGAAAUUAAAUAUUCCAUUAGUAAGCUUAAUGAAUACAGGCAAUAAAAAAAUAUGUUGCCAUUGUCCUUUAACAGUGAAACGAUUUAAAAAAAGUAAAGUACUUGGAAAAUGAGAAAAGCGUCUAAACCUAGUAAGGGUUGCUGAUGCGCAAGCCACAAUUAUCCAAUCAGAAUCCAGUGUGUCUUGUAUAAAAUAAUUUAUAGCUAGUCAUGCUCUUCGCAAGAAGCAUGGCCAGGAAAUACAACACGCACAAAGAGCUACAGCUUACAAAGAGCACAGUUGGUUGGUAACAGCAUAAUGAUGCAACAAAAUUGCGCAAUAUUAAGAUACACAAUUAUAUAUGCCGAAUGAUACAGGGUGUAUAAAAAAAAACGUAAUCGAACUUCAGCGCGCUAUUGUAUCUGAAUUACUCUGCGUAUGAACGAGAUUUUUUCACAUUCGGAAAGAUCAUGCUUUUAGCUGUUGAAUGAUAUCUUCUUCAUGCCAAAUGAUAAAAAAUGAGCAAAUACGAAUCCGCAUAUUUUCACCGUUGAGAGUUGGGUCUAAAACCAUUGAAAAUGAACCCCCUUUAGGUAUUUAAGUUGAUGAAUUUCACUUCAAUAAACGAUGCACAUAUUCAUAAUUAUUAUUAAGUAGGAAUAAAUCUUAGCUAAGCUACGACACGUUCGUGAUUAAUUGCGUUUUCUUUUGUUAAGCAUUGUUUUAAUUAGGCACAGAGGUGAAAAUAUGCGAUUUUGACUAACAUUUUUGAUCGGCCUCGUACAUGCUUAUUUUUUUUUCACUUGGUAUGAAAAGCAUGUCUUUCAAUAGCUAAAAGCCUGAUCUUUCCGAAUAUGAAAACCAAUUGUUCAUACGCCGAGUGAUUCACGUAUAAUAGCGCGCUGAAGUUCGAUUACAUUUUUUUAUACACCCUGUAUAUAGGAAACCACAAAUAGCCGCAAUUAUAAUGCCGAAUAGUAUACUCAGCAAUUAUAUGCCGAAUAUAACAUUUACAGCAAUUAUAUGCCGAAUAAUGUAAAAAAAAAACCCAACUAGCACACGGUUCGUUAACAGUCUUGUGUUACGAGUCAAUGAUUGUGAAAUUUCUGACAGGCUAAUGUGGGCCGAGUCAGUGUUUAUCAAACUUUUGGCAGCCUAAUAUCGGUGAGACAGUAUGUAAUGGGUGAUUUGUUGUUUGAGAAUCACGUCCGUGAAAUUUGCGUCUACAAAUUAAACUUGGUUUGUUUGGAAUUUUAGGUGGAAAUACAUUUCUAUCGUCUGUGCCGUCUUAUCAGUCCAGGUUCAAGAGUGA